Amaranthus tricolor (Joseph's coat) is the source of this 2778-nucleotide messenger RNA. RefSeq names its product mitotic spindle checkpoint protein MAD1. Gene Ontology annotation, cellular component: mitotic spindle; nuclear envelope; kinetochore. The coding region runs from base 326 to 2485 and encodes 719 amino acids. Gene Ontology annotation, biological process: mitotic spindle assembly checkpoint signaling; attachment of mitotic spindle microtubules to kinetochore. NCBI's taxonomy places the organism in Eukaryota, Viridiplantae, Streptophyta, Magnoliopsida, Caryophyllales, Amaranthaceae. The record is from RefSeq and is a predicted model, not a curated record. The transcript is spliced from 16 exons.
AAGAUAUUUCAAAUCAAUUUUAGUAGAGGUGUUGUACACAUAUCAAUUUAAAAUUUAUUCAAGUCUAUAUCAAAAUGGAUGGUGUAUACUCCAUUUUCAAUGGGGUGUUAACGUGUGAAAUUCCUUCCAAGACUAGCGAAUCUUUAACUGGAAGUUGUAGAACUUAGCAGUAGUACGGCCUCUAGAACAUCUGCAACCCUUAAACUUAGGAAUUUCAAUAUUUGAAACAUCAAACCAAUCCGUCAAUUUCUAUUUAAACCCUAAAAAUUAGUAAUAGAAUUGAUUUUUGUUCUAAUUCCAAACUUCUACUAAUUUGAUAGAGACAAUGAUCUUGAGAACUCCACCUCCGAGGAAACGCAGGGCAGAAUCUAGGCCUUCGGAAGAUGACAUUUCUACUGAUGCUCCUCUUGUCAUCUAUGAGGACCCGCCGCUUCAAUCUUCUUCUCCUCAGCCUUCUGAUCACUUGCUCUGCACUUAUCAAUGCCGUCAAAUGGUUAAAGCUGAGCUAUUAGAUAAUUUUUCUAGUAUGGAGAAAUCAGUCACUGAAUAUCAGUCCAAAUUAGAGACGCUGAAUGAGAAACUUCUCAAAGCAGAAUCAGAAGCUAAGAAAUACCAGGAUCAGUUCCUUUAUGCCGAGCAGGAGCUUGCUGCUGCAAAAGGUCGUGAGCAUGCACUGCAGGAGAAGAUCUUGAAGGAGAUCAAGGAAUCUCACGAACAACUGAAAAAACAAAUACUGUUGUGCAAUGAACUUGAGGUUAAGCUCAAAAAGGAAGAGAGCAUGCGCAAGAGUUCAGAAUCAUCAGCUGCUGCGUUUGAAGAGAAAGCUAAAGUUUUAGAGCGACAACUAAAGCAGCUCUCUGAUAGCACAGAGAGGGAAAGGAAGAAUCUACAAGAUGAACUUAUGCAUUUAAAUGGAGAUUCAAAGCUUUCUGUGUCUAGGUUAAGGGCUGAUCUUGAGAGGGUUCAGUGCCAAGCUGAUAAUGCAGAAAACGAGUCAGAGCUAUUGAAAGAGAAGCUGGAAGACAUUAGCCAACAACUCAAUAAGUGUUUGUCUGAGAAGAAUGAACUGGAAAAACAAAUAGCACGUUUUGCUUGUCCAAAGGAAGAUUCUGUUUUCUCCCAGAAUGAUGCCUUAGUCAAACAUUUACAGGAAGAGCUAAGGAAUUAUGAAUCUGAAGUGCUUGAGGCUAGGAAGUUGAAACAAUCUCAUGAGAACAUUGAGCUCUUGAAGGAGAAGCUCAUAGAAGAAAAAGGACGCAGAGAAAAGAUCGAGGCGGAGUUGGUUAAGUCACAAGAGAUUCAGCUGAGUAUGAAGGUUUUGGAGGAUGAGUUGUCUUCUUGGAAGAAAAUAACUAAAGACAUUCCUGGAGUUGAAUCUUCCGAUGAUAUCCUACUAAAAUUUGUUGCUCUGCAGAAGGAGGUAAUAGAUACCAUGGCAAAGCUGGGAGAGGCUAAUACACGCUUGAAACAACUCGAGGUAGCUCUGGAAAAUGCUGAGCUUGAGAAGAAAAAAGCCGAAUCAGAAUUGGCAUCGGCGAAGCAGAAGGAAGAAUAUAUGAAUCUAGAUAAUAAGGAACUAAAAUCAAGGUUAUCUUCAGUCAUUGAAGAAAGAGAUCAAUUGAGAACUGUUUUCAAUGAAAUGAAUCAACAAUCAAAUGCAGAACCUGGUAAUGAAGCUGCGAGGACAAAUCUUGUUCAGGGGGCAGAAUCAUCUCUUUCCCAGAAAGAAUCUUACAUUAAGGAGUUGGAAAGCAAUCUCAUUGAACAAAAGGCCGCUAAUGAUCGUCAUUUUAAUGAAAUUAGGAUGCUGAAUGAGAAAUUGAAUAAUGAAGCGAGAAGAAUAAAGUCUUUGGAGAGAGAGGGAGAUCAACUUCGUUCGGAGAUCGCUUUGCUGGAAUCCAAAUUGGGGCAUGGUGAUUUUUCAGCGUCAAAGACAAAAGUUCUGCGCAUGGUGAAUGCAUUGGGGGUUGAAAGUGAGGCUAGGCAAACAAUAGAAGCCUUACAAUGUGAACUUCAGAAGGCUAAUGACAAACUCAUGGUUGUAGAAGAAUUAAAAAAACAAUCAGCUGAUGCUGGGCAGCUAGUGGACUCAUAUAUUUCUGGUAAAAUAGUACAGUUGAAAGAGCAAAUAGCCACACUUGAAAAACGCGAGGAAAGGUACAAAACUGUAUUCGCUGAUAGAAUCUCAGUGUUCAGGAGGGCAUGUUGUGAACUGUUUGGUUAUAAGAUUGUAAUGGAUGAUAAACAACGUCCAAAUGGGAUACCUAUAACCCGUUUCACGCUUCAAUCUAUUUAUGCGCAAAGUGAUGAUGAGAAGCUUGAAUUUGAAUAUGAGUCUGGUAACACAAACAUUUUGGUAACUGAGUACACCAAGCAGCCUGAAAUAUCACAACAGGUAGAAAUUUUUAUCCGAAAGCUGAACUCGAUUCCAGCUUUUACAGCCAACUUGACCGUUGAGUCUUUCAAUAGACGCACCCUCUCUUAAGUAGAGUUUUUCUUGUAAUUGAUCAUACAAUUAUAUGCUCAACCUUCCUUUUUGGGUCUUAUUUGAGCUAUCCAUGUAAUCGGUCGAGUAUUACAAUCAUUGUAGCUAAUAUUGUCUUGUUGAGUUGAUUAGCCAGUGGUUGAAGAGGCAACGAUCCAACAUUGUUGAACGAGUCUUAUAUGAAUAGUCGAGUAUAUGUAUGGGAGCUAUGCGGUGCAGAAUAUUACAUUCUUGUGAAAUUUUUACGAACAUUUCAACAAGAAAAAUCCUAAUACGAAAAGGAUGUGUUGAUA